AAACAAAGAAUACUUUAUAGGUGGUGAAUGAAAGCAAGUUAUGCAACGCUGGUUUUACCUAGAGGAACAUAAAAAACAAAAAAUAAUCCCUUCAAAAAAAAUGUCUCUGCAACAAUCCUUCAAAGUUCGUGAAGUUACAUUACGAGAUUGGAUUUUUUCUGUUUCUGCUCCUGAUGUAAGACCCGGAGAGAAAGUGUUUCUAACAGGAAGCACUGUUGAGCUUGGUGAAUGGGAUUUUAAUAAGUUGGUAUCUUUGGAGCAACUGUCAGCAUCUGACUUAUGGACUAAAACUAUAAAAAUACCCAAUAUUGGUGAUGUGUUAUAUCGCUAUGUCAUAUGUGUGAUCACUGAGGAGAACACAGUAAAUAUACGAUAUUGGGAAACAAACAUUCAUCCUCGUCUCAUUAAAGAGUCAGCAUUGCAUCCAGGUGAGGAUAAAUUUGGUGAAUAUGAUGAUAAACGUAACAUUAGUACAGGUUGGCUUACAACUCAAACAUUGGUUCAAUUUAAAUUUGCUAACAACCCAUUGAAGUUGAAGAGUCGGUUAAAUACAAGAUUAAUGAAUAUUAAAGUCACUCCAGUAAAGUUGUCUUUUGGAAUGGAAUCACAUUUGGAUGACUCAUCACUGAGCACAGAUACAAUGGAUGUUGAAGUACCAGCUGGUGUGUUUGUUGAAGUGUCUACAUUAGGUAAUGAUACCUCAGUGUGCCGUCUGAAGGUCCAAGAGCAGUUUGGAAGAGAAUACAGGCCUAAUGACAUAUUACUUGUUAAUGUUACAACUCCUAAUCAUUUGGGUCUUGCAUAUCUGGUAGAUUUCUAUUCAUAUAGUAGUCGGGCAUCUACUGAAGACCCGCCUUGUCAUAUAGGAUACACUUACAUCCUACCAAAUAUGUUUAAAUUGUCUGAAGGGACACUAGAAUUACCUGUGACAUGCAAUGUUAAGCAUAGGCCAUUGGGUACUGUCAAUUUUGAUUAUCUGAUUAUUCACCCACUUCCUGAGAAGUUGUGUGAUCUCCAGGUAUCAUUUGCUAAACACUGGGACCCAACAUGGACCGGCUUAGAGGUGGGACACCGUGGUCUUGGAGCCAGCUUCAAAACAAAAGAAGGAAAUUCUAUUCGUGAAAAUACAAUAGCAUCACUUAAAAAAGCAGCUGCCAGUGGUGCAGAUUUGCUUGAAUUUGAUGUUCAACUGAGCAAAGAUAUGAUACCAGUAAUAUAUCAUGAUUACCAUGUAUGUAUUUCUAUGAAAAGAAAGAAGGAGGUAGAACAUACUGAAAUGUUAGAAUUACCAGUGAAGGACUUGACCUUGGAACACCUACAGAAACUGAAGGUCUAUCAUUUAGUAGAAGGCCGUAACCAUGAAAUUCUUUUUUUUGAUGAAGAUCUAGAAGAACAUCAGCCAUUUCCUACCUUGGAAGAUGUUUUGAGGAAUAUUGAUUUACAUGUAGGAUUCAAUAUAGAACUGAAAUGGACUAUGGAAAUGGGCGAUGGUACUUUUGAGUUGAAUAAUCCAUUUGAUAUGAACACUUAUGUGGAUAAGAUUCUAGAAGUUGUGUUGAAACAUGCAGGAGAACGACGUAUUGUAUUUUCUGGCUUUAAUCCAGAUAUUUGCACUAUGGUACGGCAGAAACAGAACAAAUAUCCAGUGAUGUUUUUAACUAUUGGUAUUACCAAUAAAUACCCUGCGUACCGGGAUCCCAGAUGUUUGUCUAUACCAGCUGCUGUACAGCAUGCGGUUAGUUCUGAUAUAUUGGGUGUUGUGGUACACACAGAAGAUCUUUUACGAGAUCCGACUCAGGUGAAACUAGCUACUGAUGCGGGUUUAGUUAUAUUCUGCUGGGGCGAUGAUAAUAAUGAUAAAAACACAAUUAAACGGCUUAAGGAAAUGGGGCUACAUGCUGUGAUAUAUGAUAAACUUGAUCAAUACACUACGAAAGAAAUUAAGGAGAGCAUAUUUCUGGUGGAGGCACGUGAUUCGCAGCGCGAGCUUAUGCGGCUGGCCGCAUUAGACGUACUACCUACUACAGAGAGCUCGACUACGGUUCACACUCUCCCCGAGUCGACGAAUCGACCUUUUCUUGAUCUCUCGCUACGCAACAAAAUACAGGAGGGCUCCACUGCCACAUCGCUCGAGUCACUGGCCUCCUCUGUUAACCCUAGAAGUGAGGGUAUAGAUAAAAAUUUGAAACGUAACAGAAAUUUAGUUACAAAUACUGAUAAAGAUUAUCAAGUGAAGGAGCAGCGAAACUAUUUUCGUGACUUAUUUACGGCAGGCGAUAACAGCAAAGAAUUGCCCAAAAAAUCUCGUCAAAAUAAUAAAGAAUAGAUUUUAUCACUAGUUGUAUAACCCGUAAUAGAACCAACGCAAUCGCAUAAUUCAUCCAUAUUAUAUAUUCAAGUUAUUUAUGCUAUUUUAGAAAUUAAAUUUUGUAAUAAAUUAGCAAUCUAUUUUCUUUGUUCGGCGUAUGGUAAAAAUAUUUUAUCUGCAUUAUUACUUAUUUAUACUUCAUUGUCUGGAUAAGUAUAUGGCAGUGAAAGUAACUGGGUACAGAGACAUCAUCAUGACAACCUCGCCUUAAUAUAACUUAUCCAGACGUAAGUUGCUUGGCGGAAAAUAUAGAAUAU
Achroia grisella is the source of this 2625-nucleotide messenger RNA. Its product is annotated as glycerophosphocholine phosphodiesterase GPCPD1-like. The transcript has 7 exons. Gene Ontology annotation, biological process: glycerophospholipid catabolic process. Gene Ontology annotation, molecular function: starch binding; glycerophosphocholine phosphodiesterase activity. The coding region runs from base 41 to 2326 and encodes 761 amino acids. NCBI's taxonomy places the organism in Eukaryota, Metazoa, Arthropoda, Insecta, Lepidoptera, Pyralidae. The record is from RefSeq and is a predicted model, not a curated record.